AUGGUAGUGAGCGUGAACACUUCAAGAGUAGACAUCACACCUUCAUCAACUUCAUCAUCACUGCAACACUCAUCAUUCAAAGCACUAAAGUCACCAGUGACGAGUGUUGUCAACAACUACAACAACAAGUACAACAACAACAAGUACAACAACAUCAACAACAAUAUAUCAUCAAUCAAGUUAGCAUCAUUGAUGUCUUCUAAUGAGAUCAUCAUAUCUGAUGAUGAUGGAGAUGCAGUCACAACAAUGACAAUAACAGACCUUGACUCGGUAGUCUUGACAUCCAAAAGUCCGAUCAUCAAGUCUACAUCAUCAUCACCAAGUACAUCAUCAUCGACUCCAACAACAACAACAACAUUAUCAAAGAAGAAACUCAAAAAGAAACUACUUCGCAAGAGUUUAGAGAAUGGCGCCAACAACAACAAUAACAACAUAUUGGACAUUAUAGACUUGGAGUCACCACUGGAACACAAAGAAGCAGGAGACACAAGUCUCAUCACGGCAACAUCAUCGAUAAACUCAAACUCGAACAACCUCAAUCUAAGUGUUUGUUCGGUGAACAUGCCGCAGUCAAUGGCGGAUAUUAGUCAGGAGAACUUUGAACAACUGCGCGACUACUAUGACUCAUUCUUGGAGGAUGAACAAGGCGAUGACGAACAGGACAUAUUCAUGCUCAAAGCGGCACUUGGCGAAUUGGACAAUGAGCAGAUCAUCAAGAAGGUCGAGCAAGGACCUCCGCCCAUACUGCUCAAGCAGAUCACAGACUUUUAUUCUUCGGGAGCGAACAAACCCGAUGAAUCAGCAUCGGCUCUGGUGAUAUCCAUCACGGAGCCAACGAAGUUUGAGCGAAAGAGGGCACCGGUGGAUAGGUACUAUGGAGGAGAGGCACCGAUACAGUGCGACAACUGUGGAGUUCAUGACGAUCAUUACAGCUUCGAAUGCUCCAUCAAGAAGGAAAGAGCGUGUUUCCGCUGCGGCGACUUUGGUCACUUCACCAAGUCUUGUCAAGUAUUCGUCUGCUUCAAGUGCGGUCUCUAUGGACAUUAUCCAAGACAAUGCGAGAGGAGCAACCUUUGGUACUUGAACGAAUCACAUGUGUUGAAGAACUUCUUCAGAGAUGGAACACUUAGGACAUUCGAUGAUGGAGGUGACGAUUAUGAAGGCAGACAUUCAAGAUCACGCAGUCGAGGUGGUGGUGGUGGCGGCGGCGGAGAUAGAAAGAGAUACAGACAGGAACGAUAUGGAAAUGAUCGUCAUCAUAGUAGAGAUAGUGACAGAGGAGAUAGAGAUAGAUAUAGAGGGGAUCGAGAAUGGGGAGGUGGUGACAGAGAUAGAUAUAGAAGCCAGAGUAGAGACAACGAUGGAUAUAGAGAUCACCAUGAUGGAAGAGGUCGUAGUCGAGGUUGGGAUAACAAUGACAGGGACAACAGACAUCACAAUGGCUGGCAUGAUAAUGACAGAUAUAGAGAUAGAGACAGAGAUAGAGAUAGAGAUAAUGAUAGGGAUAACAGUAGGAAUUACAACAGGAACAACAAUAACAACAACAACAACAACAACAACAAGUAUAACAGCAACAAUAACAACAACAUUAACAACAACAAUGGCAAAUAUACAGACAAGAACAACAAUGACAACAAUAAUUAUAACAAGAAACAGAAGAAGAAUAAGAAGGAAGAAGAUAACAAUAACAAUAAUAAUGGCAAGAACAAGAAGAAUAAGAAGGAGAAGAAGGAAAAGAAGGAAUUCCAGGAUAGGGACAUCAAUCACAAGAGCAAAGGAAAGGCAAAGAAUAAGAAGAGAGACAGAGAUAACUAUAACAACAACAAUAAUGACAACAAUGAUGGUGGAAGCGAGAGCAACAACAACAGGUUCUUCAAAAAGAGAAAGAAGUAA
Acytostelium subglobosum LB1 is the source of this 1893-nucleotide messenger RNA. RefSeq lists its product as hypothetical. The record is from RefSeq and is a predicted model, not a curated record. Gene Ontology annotation, molecular function: nucleic acid binding; zinc ion binding. Lineage: Eukaryota; Evosea; Eumycetozoa; Acytosteliales; Acytosteliaceae. Bases 1 to 1893 code for a protein of 630 amino acids. The transcript is spliced from 2 exons.